Pelobates fuscus (common spadefoot toad) is the source of this 3675-nucleotide messenger RNA. It is a transcript of the gene SLC5A3, whose product is annotated as solute carrier family 5 member 3. The transcript has a single exon. Gene Ontology annotation, biological process: inositol metabolic process; myo-inositol transport; transmembrane transport. Lineage: Eukaryota; Metazoa; Chordata; Amphibia; Anura; Pelobatidae. Gene Ontology annotation, cellular component: plasma membrane. Gene Ontology annotation, molecular function: D-glucose:sodium symporter activity. The record is from RefSeq and is a predicted model, not a curated record. The coding region runs from base 258 to 2405 and encodes 715 amino acids.
UUACUAUAGACCGCACUACAUGGUUAAAAAAAAAUAAAAUAUUAAUAAAUAAAAGCCGAAUGCCUUGGAGUGUGUCGAUGUAAAAUAUUACAUUUUUAAAGUGCAUGCUAAGCACCGGGAUAUAGCUGGGACUGACAUCAAGCGAGCAAACCAAAGGAAAAAACCAAAAACCCUUUAAGCCUCUUUACACUGUUGUAUACUAAGACGUGAGGUUUUAUAAGGAUUAUAAAAACGUGAGCUCCCUACAUCCCCUAAUCAUGAGAGCUUCAUUGGAAGCCGCGGAUAUUGCCAUCGUCGCAUUGUAUUUUGUGCUGGUUUUAUGCUUUGGAUUCUUUGCCAUGUGGAAAUCAAACAGGAGUACCGUGAGUGGAUACUUUCUGGCAGGUCGCUCCAUGACCUGGGCUGCUGUUGGUGCCUCACUAUUUGUAAGCAAUAUUGGUAGCGAACAUUUUAUUGGACUGUCCGGAUCGGGAGCAGCAAGUGGAUUUGCAGUGGGUGCAUGGGAGUUAAAUGCCUUGUUGCUCUUACAACUCCUUGGAUGGGUCUUCAUUCCAGUAUAUAUACGCUCUGGAGUAUAUACUAUGCCCGAGUAUUUGUCAAGACGUUUUGGAGGACAUAGAAUCCAAGUCUACUUUGCAGUAUUAUCUUUGAUUUUGUACAUUUUUACCAAACUCUCAGUGGACUUAUAUUCUGGGGCCUUGUUUAUUCAAGAAUCUCUUGGAUGGAAUCUUUACUUGUCUGUGAUUUUGCUUAUUGGAAUGACCGCUCUCCUCACUGUCACAGGUGGACUUGUGGCUGUUAUUUAUACAGAUACUCUCCAAGCUUUUCUCAUGAUUAUCGGAGCCCUUACUCUUACCAUCAUCAGCUUUGUACAAAUUGGUGGAUUUGAGGAAGUCAAAAGGAGAUACAUGUUGGCAACCCCAAACAUUACAUCCAUAUUACUGACCCAUAACUUUACCAGUACAAACUCAUGCCAUGUUUCACCAAAGCCAGAUUCCCUCAGGAUGCUGCGUGAAGCGAACGACGAAGACGUUCCUUGGCCCGGGUUUAUCCUGGGCCAGACUCCUGCCUCAGUGUGGUAUUGGUGUGCCGACCAAGUCAUUGUGCAAAGGGUGUUGGCUGCAAAGAACAUAUCACAUGCCAAAGGAGCAACUCUCAUGGCCGGUUUCCUGAAGAUCUUGCCAUUGUUCAUUAUAGUAAUUCCUGGGAUGAUUUCGAGAAUACUGUUUGUCGAUGAUAUUGCUUGUAUAAAUCCAGAGCACUGUAUGGAAGUUUGUGGGAGCAGAGCAGGUUGCUCAAACAUUGCUUAUCCACGUUUGGUGAUGAAAGUCUUGCCUGUUGGUUUGCGAGGCCUGAUGAUGGCCGUAAUGAUUGCAGCACUGAUGAGUGAUUUAGACUCCAUAUUCAACAGCGCAAGCACCAUCUUUACACUUGAUAUAUACAAGUUUAUGCGAAAGACUGCCACUUCUCGAGAACUCAUGCUGGUUGGGAGGGUGUUUGUGGCUUUUAUGGUAGUUAUCAGCAUUGCUUGGGUGCCAAUCAUUAUAGAAAUGCAAGGAGGGCAAAUGUACCUGUACAUUCAAGAGGUGGCCGACUAUCUGACUCCUCCAGUGGCUGCUUUGUUUCUUUUGGGUGUAUUUUGGAAACGAUGUAAUGAGCAAGGAGCAUUCUAUGGUGGAGUGGUGGGUUUUGUUCUGGGAGUUUCACGUUUAAUUUUGGCAUUUGUUUAUCGCGUUCCUGAGUGUGAUCAACCUGACAACAGACCAAGCUUUAUUAAAAAUAUUCACUACAUGUACAUUGCCACUGCCUUGUUCUGGAUUACUGGAAUAAUUGCUGUCGUUGUUAGCCUCCUGACAUCCCCUCCAAAUAAAGAGCAAAUUAGGACCACUACAUUUUGGGCACUUAAAAACAAAACGGUCAAAGAAAUAACCCACAAAGAGGAAUCCUACAAGGAACAAGAGAAAACAAUUGUACAUUGCACUGAUAAUGAUAUAAAACAAGUAAUUCCCAACGGGAAGUCAGAUGACCACAUUAAAAAUAUCCAAACGGAGGACAUUACUCUUCUGAUGACUUACAAAGAUGACAAUAACCCUCUGAGCCCAUUAAGUGUCUCUGAAGCAGAGACACCGGUGGAUUGCUAUUCCAAUGGACAAGCAGCUCUCAUGGGUCAAACUCCAAAAGAGGGGAUUGCCAAGGGCAAGAGCAAAUGCUCCACAUUUUUUGACUGGUUCUGUGGCUAUAAAAGCGAGACUGGUGACAAAAAAACUUUCAAAGAAGAGGUGGAGGAUGAAGCAGUUUGUUUAAAAAUGUUGGAAGAGACUCCCCUUGUUAAAAUAAUUCUCAACACUGGAUUGGUCUGUGUAUGUUCUGUGGGAAUUUUCAUGUUUGUUUAUUUUUCAUUAUAAAUGUAAAAUCUGCCUUCUACAGGAGUAGACAAUAUCUUGACUAUUACAAAAGCAAGGCCUUUAAGACUAUGAUAAUUUUCUUUGACUUCUCAAUCUUUCAAGGCAUUGUUUACUUGUUUUAUUUUUAUUUGUCUUUGUUUUUAACCAACGUAAAUAGAAAGCACUUAGAAGGGGGAGAAGGGUUUCUCCCAAAAAAAUUGUCCUAGUAUUUCUACCAAAUAUGUAAUUUAUUAUUGAGAAUGGAGUGUUUACUGGGAGGCAUUGAAAUGUGUCGAAGUAGGGUUUUCCUUAUUUGGUCUAAAUGGAAAGUGCUGUGGCACAAUAAAUUAUUAAACCUAAUUUCUUUUAUUUCUUUUUCUUUUUAAAGUUUUGAUGUUGCCUUAAUCCCCAAUCUUCACUUUCCUAGUAAUAUCCGUAAGACCAAAAUCAAGCUUGCUUAGAAUCAUCGAAAUUUCACAUGGUGGAACUUUUUUGUAUAUAAUGCUUUUUUUUUUUCUAAUGUUUUUCUGGAUUUAAAACACAAUUCAGAAAUUAAUUUGUUAAACUAAAGGAAAACAAAACUACCAGCACAUGGCAAUGAAUACUGCAAUUGAAAUGAAAAUAGAAUAUCCUUUCAUCUAAAGUAUAGAAAUCACUGUUCUAACAAUAUACUGUGCCUGUAAAUGUGUCCGCUCCAAUGAACUUGCAAUCUAAUUUGCGCUGAGAUGAGGUGACUUUUUAUACAUGACUAGGGAAUGUUCGUCCUUUAAAAUAGGUUUAACUCUAAGCCGUAGCUACCCCUUCAGGCUCAUGCUUCAAAUUGAGAACAAAUGCACACAGGGGAUUUUGAAAGUGGACCUGUCACCCACCCAACUAGUAGUGGAAUUUAAACAUACUUAAUCUUGGCACUACAGAGCUUUGUGAACUGUAUUUCAAUUUUCGGUCAUCAUGGGAAGUUAAGCUCAUAAACCUGCAGGAUCGAGAAUAUUUAUUUAUCACUGGUUUCAUCAUUGUAGUUUGAUAGUAUGCAAAGUUUAAUGACAGGUGGCAAAACCUGUCUAAUGACGUUCCCAACCUAUAGUGUUUGCUUCUAGAGCUGUGAGACUCAAAACGCAAUGACCUUCAAUAAAGUCAAUUUUAAAAUUGCCCAAAUAGAUGAACGGAGAGCAUCCGUAAAGCAACACUAUAGUAUUAAGAAUACACAUUUUUUUAUUCCUAACACUAUAGUGCUCCUGUCACUAGCUGUAUUAGGUUCCCUGUUUGUCAAUUUUUAAAAAUAAAAUAAAUGAUU